AUGUCUUCCCGCUUCGGACUCCGCUUUCUCCAGAACUCAAGGGCAGCGUUCCAGAAUGCCGCCGCCCCCUUCCGCAGACAGAUGCUUCGCAGCCGGCGAUUUCAGAGCACAGAGGCUGCCGCAGAGACAAAGCAAAGUUUCUUGCAAAGAUCAUGGAACAGCCCGGUUGGAGUGAAGACUGUGCAUUUCUGGGCUCCAGUAAUGAAGUGGAUUCUCGUCAUUGCGGGACUCGGUGAUAUGGCUCGACCAGCCGACAAGCUCUCCCUGACGCAAAAUGCCGCGUUGAUGUUCACAGGCGCGAUUUGGACGAGAUGGUGCCUGAUCAUUAAACCAAAGAACAUCCUGCUUGCUACUGUGAACUUCUUCGUCGGCUGCCUUGGAUUCACGCAGGUUACCCGUAUCUUUUUGCACAGACGGUCUGUGGAUGGGUCUACCACUGCUGCCCUCAAAGACAUGGGACACGAAGCCACGGAUUCUGCGAAGGAGAUGGCCCAUAAAGCUGAAGAUGUGGUGGUGAAGAAACAUUGA
This is a messenger RNA of Coccidioides immitis RS, 528 nucleotides long. RefSeq lists its product as uncharacterized. The coding region runs from base 1 to 528 and encodes 175 amino acids. Gene Ontology annotation, biological process: pyruvate import into mitochondria. The transcript is spliced from 4 exons. Lineage: Eukaryota; Fungi; Ascomycota; Eurotiomycetes; Onygenales; Onygenaceae. Gene Ontology annotation, molecular function: pyruvate transmembrane transporter activity. Gene Ontology annotation, cellular component: mitochondrial inner membrane. The record is from RefSeq and is a predicted model, not a curated record.